This is a messenger RNA of Xyrichtys novacula (pearly razorfish), 9923 nucleotides long. Lineage: Eukaryota; Metazoa; Chordata; Actinopteri; Labriformes; Labridae. The record is from the annotation of a GenBank genome assembly.
CCCCCUCGUCGUCCGGGUUCAGCGGCGUCACAGCCGAGAAGAUGUGUCAUUUCAACGGAUAAAUUACCGAGCGUCAAAGCCGUGCUGUCUCCUGCGCUGCUGCUGUACCCAAGCUUGGAUAAUAAUGGCAGAAAGCGACCGUUAGCCGCUCUUUUUCCUGCUCUUUUUUCACCGAUGAAAACAUCUCUUCAUUGAUUCACCCUCGCUCGGAUUGAAUUGGGGAUGGGGCUGAUCGUUUUUCCACCGGGGAACAUGUCCCUCCUCUCGCUGACUUUGGCGCUGCUCACCGUCGUCCUCUGCACUUCUCAGGGUAAGAUUACGGCUCGUGGAUCCAGGCCGCGCGACAUUAGCUGACGGUUUAAACGUCUUUCUGCCUCCAUGACCGUUAGAAACACCGAACAGUCCGCUCCCGAAUCGACCCCGCAACAUGAGAGCACGAUGAACCCUGUAGUUCCCGUUACCUCAGUGUUUAGUCCAGGCCUGGGCAUCAGUUAUCUGUUAUAUUUACCGACAAAAUACGGCUUUAGUAUGUCCAGUAUUUGGCGAAUCAGUGAAAUACUGUGUUUUUACGUGUUUAAAGUACUGACCAAGUAACCUUAACCCGUCAGUUACUAGAGAAAAAUAACGGUCGAGACAACGACAGGCUUUCAGUGAAACAUUCAACUUUGUAACUAAAAAAACCGUGACAAAGUGUAUUUGUCUUACCUUAACUUUGAAUAGUUAAUUCCUAGUAUUUAUCUUUAUUUGUGGGUUUUUUAAAUAAUUAAUUUGUAAUUUAAAUGAUCUACUUUAGUCAACCAAGUGAAAGCAGUUGCCUUUUAAAUCAACAGCUAGAUUAGAAUGAUGAAUAAUUUGUGUACUUCAUAGAAGAGUAAUGCCUCUUUACUUUAAUUUGAGUUAGGGCUUGGCGAUAUUGCAAAAAGUUUAUAACAAUAUAUUUUUUUCAUAUCAGUCAAUAUCAUUGUAUGUCAAGGUAUAAAAAAAAUAUCUGUUAAAAAAUACAAUAAGCUACUGCAUCUGUGAGGUCUUUGUGUCUGUGAGGGGUUCUUGCUUCACCCGAGGUUUGUAAUCUUUUGUAUUGCACAUGCUCUGCCGCGUGGCGCUGCUACAGGUGGUGAAAAAGAUUUGAGGUAUUCCCCAAUUUUGCAACAACAUGUACUCGACAUAAUUUGUAGCACAUAGUACUCUGCCAAAAUACCUCCACACCACCGACGUAUUCGUGCCAGUGUUGUUGACGAUACCGUCAUCUGUUGACCAUAGCACUUGAGUGUUAAUGCGCUAUGGUUGCGUGUAGAGGCAGCCUGCUACUACGCAGUUGUUUGCUACUUGGUUCUAAUUCAGGACAUGAUUGAUUCAACGCAAAGUGGACCCAGAGCAACUCCCCUUUUCAUUGACUAUUUGUAUAGUCUACCAAAACGUCGUAGACUGCCGACUAUUGAAAAGCAUAUUGACCAUGUUUCAUUUUGAUAUCAGGGGAAAUUAGUUUUCAAUAUAUAUUGUUCUAAUUUUAUCGCCCAGCCCUAAUUUGAGCACAUCCUAACUAACAACAAAGAACAACAGCACAAUGUGACCAAACUGACUAGGAAUCAUUUAUAUAUAUCUGACUUUUUUAGCCUUUUCUAAAACUCUUUAUACAUACUGCUCUCACAUCUUGAUCUCUUGUAGUUUUGCUGAUGUGUUUAGUUUCAUUGCUCUGUUAUUAAGCUGUUUCUCACAUAUUCUUGCUUAAAUCUGUGCAUUAUCCUGGUUUAAUAAAGACCCUAGAUGUCCACGAUUUCCCUCAGGAUUUCUCAGGUACCCACAUAUUGAUUCGGCUUAAAAGCUUGGCACAGACUGUCAGUCAUGCCAAGAAGGCAAAAGCGAGUAACUCAAACACUACGCAAUAGAUUUUCUAUCAAGCUUAAUAUUUAAUGGGGAAAAAGUUUUUACUGCCAGCACCUAAAUUUAGUCACAGUUGUCUCCAAAGCUAAGUAUAUAUAGAUCUUGGCCAAACUCUACACUGUGAAUAGACUUUCCAUCAGAUUAAUUUACUUAAAACUCUUUUGUUCUGCGGGACCAGGCAGCACUUCAAGGAUCAGUGUGUUGUGUAACUCACAAAGCUACGCACUGAAAUCGUAUUGUUGCUGAUCAUUUUGUAGGUCAUUAUGAAGUGUUUUAAAGUGGCCGGCCUUUGUGAUUAAACACAUGCCUUGAUUUCUGUUAUGGAAAACAUGAUUAAACCAGCUCAAUGCUACUCAACUGAAGGCCUGUUGUUAAAAUAUUUAUGCGAAAGACGAUGCAAUGGUUGUUGUUUUUUUGGGUGGCUAAACUUAAGUGUUGGGGAAAGUAAAAAUGUUGUUGUUUACAUUUGGGGGGGGAAAUUAGAACAUUUUGACAACUUUGUACCUGUUUCUAGAAAUUUAGUGUCGAACUGGUUUAACGUUUCAUGGAAUCUAAUCUGUCAUCUCCUUUUAUAAUUCGAUAGUCUGUAAUCUUUUACCUAAAAUAAAUAAAUAAAUUGUUGUUGUUGUUGUUUCAGAUAUACAAUCCUCAAAUCUCCUGGGUAUCUUACCUAAGUCCUGAUCCUUUCCCCACCUCUGCUGCACUGAAUAAUGCAUCAUGACUGUGUUUGGUCUGGAAUAAAAUAUACGCAAGCAAGAAGAAUAAGUGCACACUCAAAGAAUUGUAUUUUCCUCCUGAAGGCUAAACAAAGCAGCAUUUGUGAGAGAGAGGAGAAGAGUUGAGAAUUUUCUCAGCUUGAAAGACGUGUGAUGAAACAGAAACAACAGUUUGUAUGUUAAAAUAUCCUCAGGAGGAAAGUAAAAUUUUCAGACAACAAACUCAAAAUCUGACCUUCCUCUUCUUCCACUAUUCUUUCUCGCUCUGCCUCCUCCUCCUCCUCUUCACCCUAUUUGAUCAUGUUCCCUGCGGUGUCAUCCAGCCUAACACUCUGUAAUGCCUUUGUUUUGCAGUCAGUGGCAAUGAGGACUGUCUGUGGUACGUGGAUAAAAAUGGCACCUGGCACAAUGGCUUUGACUGCCCUCUCAUCACGUUCUGCUGUGGAAACUGCCACCGGCGCUACUGCUGUUUGGACGCCUUCAAAAUGAUCACGGAGAGGGAGCAGAAACGCUGCAUGCUGUUCCAGUUCAGGUGGGGACAGCGAGGGUUUUAAUUCAACCGCUUAUUUAUUUUUGUACUGCGCACCAAGAGUCUGUGUUUGAGUUCACAGCGGAAGGAUAUCUCUGCAGGAUCAUGUGUCUGUUUUUCCCAAGUAAUAAAACACCCUACCAGAGGACACUUCCUGCCACAAAUAACAUGAAAAAAGUGCUCUUAAAUAUCUACACAUCUGAAACUGGUGAUCUACCCAUACUGGGAUGAAAGUAUAAAAAACAUGUUUUUAUCUCCCUGAUUUAAUUUUAAUAGAAAAAAACAACAGAAUUUCAGACUGUUAGUCUGAAUAUCUGAAUAUUCAUACUAAAACAAAACCCUCAGAUGAGUCAUAAAAGCUGAAUAAUACGAUCUGAUACUUUCUGAUUACUGAUGCUCAGGAAAAUUAGUGCUAAUCCUCUUAGAAAAAUGGGACACAAAAUAUGCACAUCCUAAUCUGCCUUCACUUUGUUAGAUCAGUGUCAUUUAUUCUGUGAUUGUAAGGCAUCAAACACUCUGAAACAUCUUACCCCACAAGACAAUCUGCCCCAAAGAACUGCUGUUCUGCUGUCUGUAACUCUCUUCCCCGUCUUUAUCAGUAAAUAGAAAUGACUUAAAGCUCCUGUGAGGAACUUUUAAUUUGUGUUAGGGCCUGACUGAUAUGGAUUUUUUGGGGCUGAUGCUGAUACUGAUUAUUAGGAGGAGAAAAAAUGCGAUUUUGGAAUUUUUUUAUGAAGUUUUAAAAUUUUGUUAAUUGAAGUAAUUUAUCUACAUAUUUACUUAUUUUUUUAACAAAUGGCUGCUUUUGAGCCUUUCAAACACUUCUUCAAAGAAUUAAAGGCAGAAAACUCAUUUCAAAUCAUUUUUAUUGCUAAACUUUAAUCAUUUUUCUUAUUUAUAUUUACAUAAUAUGACUUACACUACACCCCUGGCUAUUUAUUUUAACUGUAAUAAAGAUAAUAAACUCAUUUCUCAAUUUCAUUUCAUUCUUUUCAGCUUAUCAUUCAGACUGUAGCAGGUGUGAGUCUGAUUAUUUUCUUCAACCUCCAUCUUAUCAAACUCACACACUCGUCAUCUUCUAAAAUGAAUAGCCUAGAUAAAUAAAUUAAAAUAAAGCUAACUCACGUACAUCAUAAAAAAUGAGGAACACUGGAUAUACUGUAGGUUACUGCUCUUCACGCCGACAGGAUUACCGACUGAUCAUCUCAGUAAUAUUCGACAUAUUUAUUAUGAAUCGAACUUGGACCAGAAAAGCGUUUUCAACUAUCUUUCAUGAGGUCGCUGCGCCAUCUACAGGAUAAGUCGGGGGAUCUAUUCAAAUGGCGGAACAUUUUCGAAGUGAAACCAAAUCUUAUUCUCCGCAUUUUAUUUCUAAAAAUAUCGGCGAGUUUUGGCCGAUUACUGAUUAGUCUCAAACGGGCUAAAAUUGGCCGAUUUAAUCAGCUCGCCGAUAAAUCGGUCGGGCCCUAGUUUGUGUCAAUUUUGGCGCCCCCUGUGGACAAAGCAGCCUUUGCUUAUCUGUUCCUCUACAUGCUUGAAUAUGCUCAAAGUUCAAGAGUCAAAUCAGAACUUCAGUCAGCGUAUUUGUGAUAACUCAAGUUAAUUGAACAUUUCUAUUAAGUGUAUUCACAGACACACUGAACAGGACUUGUUUAUGCUCGUUAUGUCAAACUUCAGCUCUUUCUGCAGCUGAGAUGCCUUUUAAGACAAAUGACAUAUCCUCUUAUCAUGUUGCGACUAUAAUCACAACAUACGACUUAAUGGAAAAUGUUUUUGUCAGGAUGUUAACCAGUUUUUGAAAACCAAUGUGAACCUACAUUUUAGCCACAGUGUCAACAGACAGAUGUGAAGUUUGGGCAGAUUGAUUUGAUAUGAAGCGUGUGAUCGGCUUGAUCUCUGGGUUGUUUUUCUCUGUAGAGAAAUAAAUGUGGGUUUGGAUUAAAUAAUAAUAACAGGAGGCAUAAUAAUAUUGUGGCAACAGGCGUACUCGAGCUCCGAGAGAAAAUCACUGAGUAUUGUUUGUUUAUGUAAAUCAUAUCCACUACUACCCUGUAUCUUGGCAGUGAACCAACGUGAACCCACAUUUUAGCCACAGUGUCAACAGACAGAUGUGAAGUUUGGGCAGAUUGAUUUGAUAUGAAGCGUGUGAUCGGCUUGAUCUCUGGGUUGUUUUUCUCUGUAGAGAAAUAAAUGUGGGUUUGGAUUAAAUAAUAAUAACAGGAGGCAUAAUAAUAUUGUGGCAACAGGCGUACUCGAGCUCCGAGAGAAAAUCACUGAGUAUUGUUUGUUUAUGUAAAUCAUAUCCACUACUACCCUGUAUCUUGGCAGUGAUUUAUUCUUAAAAAAUAGUCUUCCUAGUCUGUUGUCAGACCUUAUUUGGCUGCAGUUGACUUAAUGUUCCUGCUCUGGUCCCAACAGUGUAAUAUGUUCUCAUUAGUUGUUCUAUUACAUCAGCUUUCUGCGCUCUCAGUGGUGUUUAAAACCAGAGUCCCCCGUGAGGGAUCCAGAUAGUGCACGGCUAAGCAAGCUCGUAUCUGUGAGAGUGCUGCACGGCACUUUUCCUGGAAAGCAUCCAUCACUAUUCAGCAACGAGCAGACAACCUGCAGCUUAUUGAGCCCAAAGGGAGAUCAGAUCAGUGGGUGGCGGGGGCCGAGCUGAAACGGAGGGCUUUGUUGAGACUGCGAGGUGAAGGAAUCUGGUAGGAAAACAGAGAGAAGCGGGGCGGUAUAUUAUUAACUCUGUUUUGAUUUCAGUCUCGGUGUGUUGUGAACAGUCUGUCUGAAUGAAAAGCUUCACAUCACAGCCAUCUCUGCUGAAAUGCUCUCUUAAAUAAGUCCUACAGCCCAUCAUUUAAUUAGUAAAAAAGAAAAGGAGGAAAAAACAGAAGGAAACAGGAUCAAAGUAAAUUUAAAAAAAAGGGUUUUGGAGCUCAAAUGUUCUUUUUUUUCUCCUUCCAGUCCCACCACUCUAGCCGGCAUCGCGUCUUCCAUCCUCCUGUUUGUGGCCAUCAUAGCCACCAUGGUCUGCUGCUUCAUGUGCUCCUGCUGUUACCUCUACCAGAGACGGCAGCAGAGAGGCCGGACACCUUAUGACGGUGAGACCCUCUGCUCUCUACCUCCCUGUGCUCACAUUAAAAAAGGGUCAUGAGCUGCUUUAAUGACAGUCUGUGCAUCCUGACCCACAGUCCAACAAAUCCCCAUGGCCAGUUACCCGGUGGAACCCAUGUAUGACGCCUAUGGAAAACCACUCGGACCAUCUGAGUAUCCACAUCCAGGUUAUCCAAUGGCGCCCCAGUACCCUGGUAUGCCACCACAAUAUGCGAUGAUGCAGCCCGGACCUUACCCACCACACAUGAUGGAUCCUGCAUACAGCCAGGGUAAGAGUAGAAAAUACUUACACUGAUGAUUACGAUCAUAAAGGAAAUUAACUUAAAGACAUUUACCAUCAACUGACUUUGGUCCAGGAGCACCUUCUGUUUUGCAGCAUGCAGCUUGAAAAGUUUAUAAAAACAGUGCUCAUAUUUUCGGCAACAGAUUAGAUCCCAACAGAGCAUUUUUGUUCUUAAAGAGGUCAAAUAGACGUCUAAAUGUAGCCGAGAUGACUGGUCUAAAAUCAGACUACCACAGGUCUAAAAAUGAACGUUUUUUAGUCCUCCAAAUUUAGACCAAGUUUAUACAAGCCGGCUAACAGAGGUCGUACUGUUUAUUGCUUAAUGGCUGUCAUUAUUAUUUUGGUUAAGUACUUGGAGAUCAGAUAUGCAACUCACAGUUCUUUUUUAAAAUAAAUAGUUUUCCAAUAAUGGGUGAAAGUGCAACAUCUAAAUUACAUCUAAAAAUAUACAGAAUCUAGAUGGUUUAAAUUAGGGUCUAAAAAAAAUAGACGUCUAAUCUCAGUGGGUCAGCAGUGAGGACAAUAUGGUAGAUUUUAAAUAAUAAUGAUAAUAAUAACGUUUAUUUGUAUAGCACCUUACAACAUCCAGAAAGAGGAACUAAGUGCUUUACAAAGUCAAAUACUCAAAUACAGAAAAAGAAAAUACAUGGCAAGUGACAAAUAUCAGAGGAUAUCAUAACAGUAAAAAGGUAAAGGAACACAGAAAUGAUCAAAUAAUAAAUGACACUAGAUAUUAAAAACCUGUUUAAAUAGGUGAGUUUUAAGAUGUGUUUUAAAAAGUGCCAGGUCAUUAAUAGUAAGUAGUUCAGGGGGUAGAGAGUUCCAUAAUUUCUGGGGCUGCUAUUGAAAAGGCACGAUCCCCCCACCGUUUAAAAUUUGAGACAGGAACCUCCAACAGGGGUUUGAAAACAAACAUUAAAAGUUUAAAAAUGAUCCUGAAUUUAACCAGGAGCCAAUGUAGGGAGAGAAGAACGGGAGUUAAAAGGCGUGCUGCAGCAUUUUGUACCAGCUGGAGGCAAGAGAGAGAAGAAGAGAAGAGAAAUGUCCUUCAGUCCACCACAAACAACUUUAUCUUGUUAUCAAAAAUAAAAGCUUUAUUCCUCUCAGUUUUUAUUAUUAGUGAUGUUUUCUAGCUCGUCAUCAUCUUGACAAACUGUAAAUUAAAGGUGAAUGACUGUACAGAUUUUGAUUUAUUCAAUGCCUCUGUUUUUUUUCCCUCUUUUUCAGCCCCUCCACCUUACCCUCCACCUCAGUAUCCCGGUCACUGAUGGGCUGGUCUACAAACACUCACUCAGCGGUGGAAAAACAUCAGCUGAGGGAAAAGACUGUUUCAAACAAACAAGGCAGCGACACUCUCUCAAACACACUCUCACACAAACACACAAAUAAAAACUACCGCUUGACUGGCAGUGGUUGACCUGUGAAAGAGAACAGGAGGCACUUUAAGAGUAUUUUUGUUUGUUUGUUUUGUUUAUUCUCAAUGUUAUCCUACUUCUCCAGAGUAAAUAUGUAGAAUUCUCUUCUGCAACCUGACGCCUGAUUGCUCCCAGUGUGUCGAACCAAUAGAGUCACACUAUCCCCUGAGUGAGGACGUAUCCAGGUGGCGUUUUAUUUGAUGCACUGACUUUAUGACAGGGUGUUGCUUAAAGACAGGAUAAAAAGGGAAAUAUUAAUGCACUCUCUGAUUCAUGAAAGAGGGAAAAAAAAACAAUUUGAUGUUUUUUAAAAAGUCUAAUAACUGCCUGAAGCUACAUUCCAGAUCCUCCUCCUGAAAUUGAAUCGUUUUGCCUUUAUCUCUAGUUGUUUUUUUCUUUCCUUUCUUGUGUUAAAGACUCAAGUGAAAACAGGUUUGAUUAAAAGGUGACACAUGUACAGUUCAGAGGCACUGUGAUACCUUCAUAAUUUACCUUUGGUUGCCUGUUAUUGAAACGUUGUCCUCUUUUUCUGGAUCUGACUCGAACUUUACUCCAUGGUUGUAUAUUAGCUGCACCAUUGUAAUGUAACAUCUCAGUGUCAGCAUGCUCCUCCCAGUCAAAGUAAUGUGUCCUCUCAUACUUCUUUUCAGGUUUUAGAUGAACUAGAAAUGAUUUUUUAUAUUAAUUACAAACUGCCAGGUGGGAUGUUUUACUGUGAAAUUCACACACAGUGUUUAUUUGUCGUGAUAUCAGGUUAUAUGAGAGCUGCAGGUCAAGCGGCUUGAUCAAAACAAAGUGUCCCGCCUUACAAUAAUUAACCUUGAGGUGAAAAGAGAUUAACUAUUUAAAUACAUAUUUUGUAAAUCUGUUUUCUGGCUAAAUAUUUUAUGGUAUUGUAACAUUUUGUUUUACAUGUAUUUUUAGUGGAAAACAAAUGAGGUUUAUGUUUUCACUAAUGUAUUUAUUAAUAUGACUGCGGGGAUCCUCUAAGUCUUAUAUCUAAACAUGUCGUUAUAGGAGACCCAUGCGGGGAAAAGCAAUUUUCUGAACAACUGGGGCUAAUUAAAGGCGAACUAAAACAGCGUUCGUCAUCCUUAGAUACCGGUCCUUGUUGCUAAGGUAACCUAAAACAGUUAGCUGUUUACACUGUCGACCUGAUAAGCUUUCUGACUUGGCUUAACAAGAAAACACAAACCCAGCUGUAUAGUGUGCUGCGAGUCGGUCAAACCCGAGAUAACCUGUAACAUAACCUAUUUCGGCUCAUUUAACGUGUGAUACCUGGGGAUUUUUUUUAAUCUGGGUGUAAUUUACCUCAAAAAAUACUAAAAUUGUAAACACAGAAAAAAGACCUGGUUGAACUUUUCCUGGAGACUUACUGCUGUAUGUAAUCUCACUAAACCGUGCAAUGAAUAAGACAAAACCUGCUCUUGGUAGUGAACGAAUUAAGUUAUUCCCCCGGGGAAAGGUCCGAGUGUACAGAUAUUUUGAGCCUUUCUAAAGCACAAGGAGAUCACUGGACUUUUCUUUUGUGAGUUUUCAUAUGUAGUUUGACAAUAUUUGCUAUGAUGUUUCUGUUCAUUUGUGCUUUUAAACCAACUCCAUGAGUGUGUUCAAUGAAACUGACAUCUGUUUGGCGGAUUAACUCGGUAGAUAAUGGCUGUUUUUUUGUCUGUUGUCAAAUGGACGGUAUGACAUUGUAAUAUAAUAUAAAGUGGGUGAAAAGUUUUUUAUUUCUAUUGACAUAAAAUUUAACUUUGGAAUGUAAAAUAAAACGUCUGCUGUGUCUUUUUAUUCACAGGAAAUUUAAUAGUGGAUCUUUUUUCACCACUAGAUGUCACUGUUAACCCCCAGACGAUGUUUGGCAGAAGUGAUGCAAAUAUCUCGAUGCCUCUUAAAACAAUGACGUGCAAAAAUAACAAUGACUUAACAGCAACAAAUAAUAAAACAUACUUGAAAGAUUUGCAAACAAAAAGGCAAUUCAUUGAAACUAA